Molecule: messenger RNA, 3526 nt
Organism: Actinia tenebrosa (Australian red waratah sea anemone)
Lineage: Eukaryota; Metazoa; Cnidaria; Anthozoa; Actiniaria; Actiniidae
Source: RefSeq, a predicted model, not a curated record
CUUCAGAUGAUCAGGUUUUGUUACUCAGUGAUUGGUUUCAUCACGAAGUUGGGAGUAGGAUUUGGAGAUGUCUUUGGUUUACGUAGAUUUGAGAUAGAAAUCUGAUGUUCAAGAUAGUUCAUUAUGGCGUAUGAUGCUCAUGACUUUUUCAAGUCACACGGAAGAGACAAAACGUUGUUGGACGUCGCAGUCGCUGAACUCGAUUUUCUACAGCUAGUAGACAAGUAUCCGGUCUUAUUUGGUGGUCCAGUACUUGACAAUGCCAUCCGUCGCUAUGAAUGCUUUUGGCUUCCUCUUCUAGCAAAAGAAAGCAAGAAAAACAAGGAACGAGGGAAAGACAGAGACAAAUUCUCUCUGCAGGCCGCACCUGUUGAUGUGGCAUGGGUAUGGCACUUGCAUAUGCUCGCUCCUUUGGCCUACAAGCAAGACUGUGAAUCCAUGUUUGGUGGACUUUUAGACAGUGAAUAUCUUGCCAGAAAUCAUUCCGUUGCACAAAAUCUAUGGCAGCGGCUUUACCCAGAUGAGCCUUUUGACCUGGACCUCACCACGGCACCCACUUACCUACAACAGUACAAGUCCCAGCUCAAGUACAAUUUACAAUCAGCUGCGGAAAGGCAAAGUAAGUUUUACUACAAUGUAUCCCUGCCACAUUAUAGAGAUACACAGUUUUUGAAAGACGCAGUAGAGAGAUACAAGCAUCACUUAAACCUAAAGAAAGCCAACCCAAGAACAUUUCUUGUUCCUUGCUACGACUUUGACCUUAUCUGGCAUGCACAUCAGUUGUGUCCAGAGAAGUAUCAUCAAGAUACGACUGCCAUUUUGGGGUAUCUUCUCAACCAUGAUGACACAGAAACUGGCAGAGUUCCAGGAUCAAAGCUUUAUGAGUCGGAAAUUCUAACGAGAGUUGCCUGGAAACAAGCAGGGCUCGAAUUUUCCAAGAGAGGUGCCAUGCACAGGGGUACACCUCUUCCAAAGAUACCUCCAAGGCAGCCUGGAAUCUUCAAUUCGUUAGCCACGCUUAUAUGUGAGUUGGAGCUGACGAAAAUUGACACUCACUUGAACCCAAAGAAAAAGUUCCAAAUAAGAGUCACUUCAAACGGUUUUGAGGUGAGAAAGGUUGUCAAAGGAGGUGAAAUGUCCUUUGGAAAUUCAAUGGAUCCAUUGCUAUCAGGAAUGAAAGCUUAUUCUUCUAAGGACACAUCUUUUACAGCUACACUUUUUCAUAAAAGACUGUUUGGAAAAAAACCUCUCCAAUAUUCAAAUGUUAAUGUUAAGACAUUCAUCGACAGCCUGGAGAAUCCCAACCAGACAUUCCCAGCAGUGAGCACUAACGCUAUUUCUUUCAACGAAGGCGCCGUGGAGUUAACAUUCCGAGUAGUCAGUCCACCAACCAUGGGAAAUUUUGAGUUUGACGUCGUUCCAGAGCAAAACUUUAUCAAAGUCAACCACGUGGCUCACGUUCUAAGCCAGCCGAUGCUCAUGCUGUCGCAAAAGAACAUAGAUAUGGCAUCUUUGCCUGGAGAAAUGGCGACCAAUCAGAUUAAAGAUCACCGUGGACAGGUUGUCUUUACCUACAAAAUCGUGCACUCAGCAGAUUGUAUGCUUUCUGCUGUGGAGAUUCUAGAUAUUUUCAACAACCUCGCUGCUACUGCCCAUGUACUAGAUAUUGGUGCUCUUCCUGAAGCUAAUGAGGUAUCGAACGAAGGACCCAACUGUGUUACGGUCGCAGGAAGAGAGGGAGCUCGGGCGAUGCUGAUUCGAAGCCGAGAUCAAGACUAUGGUAUUUGCGUAGGAAAAUGGAUCAAAAAAGAAGUAAAAAGCAAACGGGGACGCAGAAAGAACAUCUCGUUCAUGGGGUUGAAAUAUUACAACCUUAACGAAGAUGCUCAAGGGUGGUGCAAAGUGAAAAAGCUUAAGAACUCCAAAUUCCUACUCGUUCUCAGACCAAGUAGCUCGUCUCAAGUUCAAGUAAAAGUUGAUCUCAACGAUGGACACAUUACCGUGCCUGCAAGCGGGACUGAAGAUAUCCCACAGUGCCUUGCAGUUUGUUUUGCCGUGUCUGUACUCCACCUUCUCUGUCGUCCAUACGCACCCAAAGAAGAUCAGAGUGCUUCGCCUCUCAGUAGGAAAACAAAAUUGGACAAAUAUGCAGCAACUAGUGUCACAGGUACAAGAGUACGUCGAAGAAGUCUUUCCAACAACAGCUAUGUUCUCUAUGCCACCCCUUGCAUGAUGCUUGCUGCCGGAUACUGCUGUAUGACCGUACCAACCAAUGUAUACUUAAUGUCUUCUGCUGCAACGGGACACGUAGGAUGGGAUUUCUGCCCAGAAUACUACGAUACUGUUGAGUUGGAAGAGAUGGAUUGUGACGGAGAGUGGGGAAGUAGCAUUGGUUUCAACGAAGAGGGCGUUGAAUGGGAAGAGAAUGCCAAUAUUGGAUCGUUUGAUGAGGGAGCCCAAGACUGGGGAGAUGGUGGUAUUGAUGAUGGCGAUUUUGGAGGUGAAUUUGGGGGAUUCGAUGAUGGUGGUGGUGAUGCUUGUGGAGGCGGUGAUGGUGGUGACUGCGCAGGUGAUGCCGGUGGAUGUGGUGGGGAUGGUGGUGGUGGAGAUGGUGGUGGAGGAUGUGGUGGUGGGGAUGGUGGUGGAGGAUGUGGUGGUGGGGAUGGUGGUGGUGGAGGAUGUGGUGGUGGCGGAGGGUGUGGUAGUGGGUGUGGUGGAGGCUGUGGUGGAAGUUGUGGUGAUUGAGGGUGCGAUGCUGGCUGUUCAGGCUAACGUCAAGGGAUGCAGUAUUCUGAAAAAGAUUUCGAAAACUAAAAUCAUGUAACUUAAGUCAACAUUCAUAUAUUGCACUUUAAGAAAGGACCUUAAAAUAAUCAAAUGAUUAGCUAUCCAAGGAUCCACGGAACUUUAACUAUGUAAGAGCAUGAAAAAUGCAUCUUCAUGUGAUAUGUCUUUAGUUAUAGCAGCUUUAGAAAUUAACCAUUGGUGCUUUUAGUAAAUGUUUUGUUAUAGUUUUAAAAGUACUUUAAGGUGGCUCAACUGGGUUUUAUCCGCGCGAUACCAUGCAACUUCAAAUCGCAAAUACUCGGAUGCAAACAAUCCAAUAAUAAUUUUUUUAGAGGUUUCAAAGGAAAGAUAAAAUUUUCGAAUGAGCAUGUUUUUACUGAAAUCGGAAUUAAUAUAAGAUUGCUGUUAAGCGUUGGUGCGUUUACUUCAUUGCCUAUUUUCUCCGUUUUUUGACCUAGGUUUUUAAAUUGCUUUUGAGAUAUUGGAGGAUAACUAAUUUGCUCAAGGUACAGAAAAUUUGAAGAAAAUCCCAGUGGAGCCACCUUAAGUUGUCUAUGUAUUGAAAUAACAUAAACAAUAACGGAACUCCACCAAUGUUUGGAUUAUAUACAUCCAUAUAGUUUCAGAGAGCUUGUUGCACUCUAAUAAUUUUUCAGUUUAUUUAUGGAACACAAUGAAACAUUUCAGUAACAAAAGAUCAAUUACUUGACAGACAAGGAAUAAAAUUUGUAACACUUUU